Porites evermanni is the source of this 1737-nucleotide messenger RNA. The record is from the annotation of a GenBank genome assembly. Lineage: Eukaryota; Metazoa; Cnidaria; Anthozoa; Scleractinia; Poritidae.
CUUCUCCUGGAUAAAAAUGGCAAGCCUCAUAAAGAGGGGACUAUCAUCAAAAACGAAAAGUACGCGAUGACACUGGAACAAAUUCGAGACCAUCCUGAAUAUUUCUAUAAUGGGCCGCUGGCCAAGAGUAUCUCACAAGACAUAAGAAUAAGUAUUCCAGACGAGCAAAGAAAGGGACAGGUCACUGAACAAGAUCUGAGGAACUACCGGACAGUGAUCAGGGAACCCCUAGAAAUGGAACUAGCGGGAAUGAAAAUGCUCCUUACUCCUCCCCCUACAAGUGGCGCUGUACUAGGUCUCAUCUUAAAUAUACUGAAAGGUAGGUAGGCGUUCCGUUCUCAUUAUCAUCAUCAUCAUCAUCUAUUUGCUAUUAAUAGCAAAAUAAACAUAAUACGGUGGAACCUGAGUCAAGCGGACCCCAUAUUAAGGGAUCAGAUAUACUGACGUAAAUUCCUUACUUAUCUAUCUAUAUAUUUUUUUAAAUGAAUAAUUAUGAAAUUGAAUUCCUCUGUUCUGUCAAGUUGUACAGCAAAGAAAAAAUAGAAUUUCCAUUCGCCAGCGGGUUUAAAAGAGUGCUGGUACUAUAUACAGAGCUCCCCUGAAUAUUCCAUGCUACACGUAGUUAAAUAUCUUUAAAGAAUCAAGUGCAGUUUGAUUUUAUAGGUUACAACAUGACUUCAUCAGCUCGUGAUGGUACGGAAGCCUCCGUGUUGACAUAUCACCGAAUCAUUGAAGCUUUUAAGUUUGCUUACGCACGGCGAAGUCGACUUGGAGAUCCCGCGUUUAAUAGGAAUAUAAACGAGGUAAAUGAGAAAACUUUUUUUCCAACCCUCUUCCUAGUUGCACCUUAGUUUUCUACUAAGAAGCUCACUGUUCUCUUUAAAAUGUGCAGCUUUGAAACAUCCUUUUUUUGUAUUUAGCAAUAAAUCUCGUUGCAGAUUUCGUCAAUUUGAAAAACCCCUGGGCUCAUUAAAUCAGGUAUUCCAUGUCUGAAAGUCAAAGGGCAAAGUAAGUUUCAUAGGGUUUAAGCUACUAGUUAAACAUUGCAUAUAGAGGAAAACCUUCUGAUGGAUGCAUUUAAUCUUGGAGGGUGGAGGGGAGGGGGGUUGGAUCACUCGGACUCACCUCCCUGAUUCGCCAGAAUAUAAGCACUCCUUCAGUCUAUGGCCAUUCCCUCUCUCCCUUAGUGUACAAUUAUACAUAUAUGAACCAAUUCGAAGAAUGGUGAAGUUGCAUAACAGGCUCUGGAAUUUUCAGCGCGAAAUUUUCUCUACGUUUUUCCUCGGCAGAUUGAGCAAAAUAUGACUGAUAGAAGAACAACUAGACGACAAGCUACGUAAACUAAUACAAGAUGGCGAAACAUACGACAACGUGUCAUACUACGUGUGGGUCUAUUUUAAACCCAUCGUUUACCUAGGAUAUAAGACUGCCAUUGACAGGCGUUUUCCCUCCCACCUGCUGGAGCCAAUCUGAAGUACUGACUAAGUUGUUAACUCUAGGGAUUUUCUUUGCCUGAUAUUUCCACAUUUUUCUUUUCAGAUUGCGCAAGAGAUGAUACAACAACAUUUUGGUGACGACUUGCGCAGACAUAUAAACGACAACAGAACAUACAACAACGUGUCUUAUUACGCGCGCUCAUAUUCUGGAGCUGAUUAUGGCACCACACACGUAGCGGUUUUAGCAAAAAACGGUGACGCAGUUUCAGUGACAUCCACUAUAAAUUACAGGUUUGUUUAG